AUGUCUGACCAAGGGGCAGCUAAUCCUCUUUUCAAUCAACAGUUAAAGGAAUUUAAAGAGAGUCUUUUACCAGACAUAGUUGAAAACUGGGAAAACCUUGAUAUUAAUACUCAGACUGAAAUGGCCAAGAUGUCAUCUUUCUUUUGUAAAAUGCACAUAUUUGUAAACAUGGCUAGUGAGGUUGACAAAUGUUUACAGGUUUUUGAAAGCAACGUUUGUAAUGGAAAAAACCCAUUUGCAUUUCAGUGGAAGGAGAGUGGUGCUUCUCGUCUGACUAGGACAGCAAGCAAAGCCCUAACUCUUCAUGGGUGUGAAAAGUCUGGUGUUGGCCAGCACUUUCGCACUCAUCUGAAAGAAAGAGAUAUUGAUAAUAAGCUAAUUACAUUUAGAGGUCAUAGAUUUAACCACUUGUUUUAUGCUGCUGGGGCAACUUAUCAUCAUUUAAAUGAUAUCAUUGACUUUAUGGAAAGCUGGGCAGAUCCAAUUGAUUUAUUAAAAAGCAUUUCUUUUGAUGUCAGAGAAAAAGCUUUUGCAAGUGGCAUAAGGGCACUGGGAAUAAAUGACAAAUUAAUUACAGGUCCUUUUUGGAGAAUUAUUGAAACAUCAAAAAAUAUCUUAGAUUUAAACCCAACUCUUUGCCACUUGCAAAAAAAACAUCAGGAAUUGUCUGUUGAUGCAUCUCCACUUUUAGCUGGUGAAUUGGUAUUUGAAGGUGUGGAGGUGCAUCAAGAUUCUAUUUUUGAUUCAUUGUUGAAGGAUACUGGUGAUCCUGUAUCUGAAAUGUAUACACAGAUGGCAUUAGAGCUUUGUAUAGGUGGUAUGCUUCUAAUUCUAGAAAGGCAAGCUAAAGACCAACUGCCUGGUGGGAAGUUCUUUGAACCAUCUUUUAGGGAUCAAAUCCAUGGUAUUUCUGUACCUACAACAAAUACAUGCUCAGAGAGAGAUUUUGCCCAACUUGACAUGUUGGUAAGGCUAAAACCUUCUGCUACAACUGUAGCAUAUGAAUCUAUAAUUAUGUGGUCUAACAACAAAACAUCAAAUUGGCUUUCAAAACUAUCAGACACUGAUAGAAACAAGAUUAUAGAUGAUGCUAGGGUUAGUGCCCCACAUAUGAUUGAGUCAUUUAAAACACGACAACAAAUUCUUUUCAAUAAAAAACUUGAAAUUCUAAAAGCAAAGAAAGAAAAAAAGGCAAAUAAAGAAAACAAAGAGUACACACAAAAAGUGAAAUUAACUGGUCAAUUAAAUGAGCUUGGUGGUAUGUGGGUAACCCAACAACAAAUAGAGUGCUACAAGGUUCAAAUAGAAGAAAAACCCACAUAUAAUGUAUUGUUUAAAGAAGCUUUAAUAGCACAACUUCAAUUUAGAAAGCAGGUCAUUAAAAGCAAAGGGCCUAAGGAGUUAUAUCAACAGUCAUGUAAAGGGAAACAAUAUUCAAUUCAACAACUUGAAAGCAAUUUGAAAGAAGUUAUUGAAUUAAAUAAACAAAAUGAAAAUGUAGCUCCUGUUGAAAAUAAACUUCAAUAUUUAUCUUUAAAUGAAGUUAAUGAUAAUAUUAGCAAGGCAAAGCAAGCUUUAGCACAUAAGUUGAAUAUGGAAAGAAAAAAAAUAACCGUUAGUCAGCAAAGUUAUUUUUUACCCAAAUUCAUUGAAACCCCAGAGCUUCUUGUUGGAAAAACUUUUCAGCAAAAAUGCAAAGAGGAGGAUUCAAAUGAAAUUUCAUGGUGUUCUGGUAAAGUCUUAUCAAUACAUAAAUUAAAUGGUAAAAAAACAGAAUAUCUUGUAAAAUAUAACAUCGAUGAAAACGAUGAAUGGCAUUUUUCCUUUGUUGGUUGA
Messenger RNA from Mytilus trossulus (common blue mussel), 1836 nucleotides. RefSeq lists its product as uncharacterized. Gene Ontology annotation, molecular function: 3'-5'-RNA exonuclease activity. The record is from RefSeq and is a predicted model, not a curated record. NCBI's taxonomy places the organism in Eukaryota, Metazoa, Mollusca, Bivalvia, Mytilida, Mytilidae. The coding region runs from base 1 to 1836 and encodes 611 amino acids. The transcript has a single exon.